Amborella trichopoda is the source of this 405-nucleotide messenger RNA. The record is from the annotation of a RefSeq genome assembly. Lineage: Eukaryota; Viridiplantae; Streptophyta; Magnoliopsida; Amborellales; Amborellaceae.
AUGACCCUAAAUCUUUGUGUACUGACUCCUAAUCGAAUCAUUUGGGAUUCAGAAGUGAAAGAAAUUAUUUUAUCCACUAAUAGUGGCCAAAUUGGUGUAUUACCAAAUCACGCACCUAUUGCAACGGCUGUAGAUAUAGGUAUUCUCAAAAUACGCCUCCAGGAGCAAUGGUUAACAAUGGCUCUGAUGGGUGGUUUCGCCAGAAUAGGCAAUAAUGAAAUAACCAUAUUAGUAAAUGAUGCGGAGAAGGGUAGUGACAUUGAUCCGCAAGAAGCUCAGCAAACUCUUGAAAUAGCUGAAGCUAACCUGAGUAGAGCUGAGGGCAAGAGACAAACAAUUGAGGCGAAUUUAGCUCUUAGACGAGCUAGGACACGAGUAGAGGCUAUCAAUGCUAUUUCGUCCUAG